Molecule: messenger RNA, 3302 nt
Organism: Octopus bimaculoides (California two-spot octopus)
Lineage: Eukaryota; Metazoa; Mollusca; Cephalopoda; Octopoda; Octopodidae
Product: organic anion transporter 3-like
Biological process (GO): transmembrane transport
Molecular function (GO): transmembrane transporter activity
Source: RefSeq, a predicted model, not a curated record
UUUAAUUUGCCUGAAAUCCUUUAAAGCAUUACGAGCAUGCAGAAAGGACAUAUAAUUUAAGACUGCUACUCGCAAGCAAGAACUGAAUACAAAUACUCAUUUCAAGAAGCACACACUCGUAUAUAUAUAUAUAUAUAUAUAUAUAUAUAUAUAUAUAUAUAUAUAUAUAUAUAUAUAUAUAUAUACAUAUAUAUACACGCAAAGGCACAGACCCACUGUGGAAUAUACAUAAACGAAAAAGACAAAAUGAAAACUUCUCAAGUUGAUGUUGAUGGCGUCCUACGUGCUCUGGGACAGACAAGAUUUUUCCACACCAGUCAAUGUAUCCUGAUUUGUGCCUCUUUAAUUGUAGCAUCGACAAAUAGUUUAUUCUACAUAUUCUAUGCCAUAACUCCAGAAUAUAGGUGUAACAAUCUGACAGAGUCUCAGCUCAAUCAAUACAACAUAUCGAUUAAUGAAGACAUUCUGAUAUAUGAAAAAUGCACCAUAGACAUCACCAAUACCGAAGAAGGGGUUACAGCUGAGAACCGAACUCUGAACUGUCUGAAUGGUUAUUACUAUACCGCACCAGUUGAUAAUUCUAUAGUGUCACAGUGGGACCUGGUGUGUAACAGACUAGGAUUGGCAGAAUUAACUCAGACUUUGUACACUGUUGGUCAAAUUGUCAGUGGUUUGUUAGGACCAUGUUUGAUUGAAAAAGUCGGACGUAAACCUGUGAGAGUGUUAAGUCACGUGUUGAUGUUAGUCUUCAACUUAAUCGCCUCAUUUUCUCCGUCUUACUGGUUGUUUGCGGCAAUGAAAUUUUUGACUGGAGGAUUUCGUGAGAUAUACUUUCUUAGCUCUGUUACUUUGAUUUGCGAACUAUACCCGAAAGAGAAACGUAUCAUUAUGUCUGGUAUAUUUAUGGGUUGUUGGGGAUUCUAUAAUUCUACUCUAGGUUUGAUAGCCUAUUUGUUGAAGGAUUACGGUUGGAAUACGUUAUUUUUGUUUAAUGUUGUCAUCUCAGGAUAUUUCCUAGUGGAUUACUUCUUCCUGAAGGAAUCUAUUCGGUGGCUCUUCGCCAAUUCAAAAGUAAAAUCAGCGAAGAGAAUUAUCAGGAACGCAGCAAAACAAAACAAUAUAGACUUUGAUAGUGUCUGGAAUAUAACUUUGAAAGAUACCUCAGUACAACACGCUGAUGGUCACAUGAACGAAACCAGUCUUGAAUAUCGAAUGAGCGACUCCAGUGUUCAACAAGGUGUCACAACUGGUGUCAAACAUACGCAAGCACAAACUAAAGAAGAAUCCGCAUUAUUUGCCAAUAUACUCACUGUCUUUAAGUCACCCUAUCUGAGGAAAGUAACUAUUGUGUUGUGCAUAGAAUGGGCUGUAAAUAUAGCCUCGUGGAACAGUAUUUUUCAAAUGAUGGAAGUUCUUGCUGGUAACAUCUAUCUCAACUCUUUCAUAAUGUCUUUAAUUGAUGUAUUUGCUAUCGGGAUUUACUCUGUGAUAGCGAAAAGGUUUGGUCACAAAAUAUCACUACAAAGCAUGAAGACACUUGCUGCUAUGUCAGUCAUCUCUGCAUCCCUGAUAAAGAUAUUCGCAGAGAGCAGCAACACAAUGGAAUAUAUCAUCCUCGCUUUGUACAUUUUGGCUGUUGCCGGACUGAAUGCUGCCUCCUGUGGUGAUUAUAUUUACACCUCGGAACUCUAUCCGACACAAAUAAGAAGUAUUGGAAGUGGUUUUGCUACAACUUUCACGCGGAUUGUAUGCUUGUCAUCACCUUUCCUGAAACUCUUGGCAUUGGUAGUUCCGUGGGCUCCUGGGAUUAUCAUAGGAAGCGGAUGUAUAGUUUCUUCAAUUUUGGUUCAAGUAUUUCUACCAGAAACUGGAGACCGUGUUCUACCACAGACAAUCGAGGAAGUGACCAAAAUAGAGAAUGAAAAGAAAAGGAAUAAAAUUCACACUAUAUCCUACAGAGAAUGAGAUAAUCAAUAUAAUCUGUAGCCUCAAUCAGCAAAAUUACGUUUAUACAAAUUCAGAACACGUAGUCUAUAUUGAAGUGAUGUGUGUAUGUAUAUGAACAUAUAUCACAUUAUAUUCUAUUAUACUAUAUUGUAUUAUAUUAUAUUAUGUAUAUUAUAUGUAAAAAGCCUGGGAAUAAGUUUCUUAUAUGAUUAGGUAGUGAGAGCUAAUCAUAUGAUAGAUUCUUUAUAUAAUGAAAUAUGAAAAUUGUUCUAUUUUAUCCAGAAUGUUCAUCAUUCUGUCACCUGAGCGAUCCUACAAUAUCAUGAAACUUAGAGUCUUGUUUGACUUAUCAUAUUCAGAUGUAUAUAUCGGUCUACUUCUUCUGCUGAGUAAUUCACUUUGACAUGCAGUAUUCAAGAGAUCGGAAAAGUUCACUCGGAAACUUUCAACGGGAAUAGGAAGAUGACUUAGUGAAACGAUUUUACCCAAGAUAGAAAAAAAAAGGACACAAUCAAGGAAGAAAUAGAAGCGCAUUGUUACCAGCGAAAAAUAAUAUCCGGUAGUUUAGUCGAUUGCAUUGUAUAAUACAUUAAACAAAAACCUUUUUAAAAAAUGCGAUUCAAUACACCCGUUUUCAUUGAACACCAGAUUUAGGAAUGCUAGCCCCUAAACUAUCCGGUUUGCCCAUCUUUUACACUUUAUUCGUUAAAAUUAAUAUCGGGAAACAGAACCUGCGGAUUCAGAGACUUACAUUUUACAUGCAACCACCCAUACAAAACUAUCUUCAACGGAGGCUUCUUGAAAAUGACAUCGAAAACGUUAGAAAUAUUUUAGUCAGCAAAGCUAUGAAGUCUAUGGUUGAUAAGUGCACUUGGAUAAACAAACAUCCAAACUCACUCAAGACAUAGUCUAUGAAUUGGAAGUUAUAUUUAAAAAUAGAAACAAGAAAAUAAAUAUCAAAAUAUAAAAUGAAAUGACAAAAAGAUCUUUGAAAAAUGAUAUUUGUCGAUCAUUUAUCGUCCCGACAGUGAAAAACAACUAAUGGAAUAGAGAUAGAAAUACAGAAAUAUAAUAUAUCAAAGAAGGAAGAGAUAUUUGGUAGAAAGUCUUAAGCAAAAAUGAUCGUUGAUAAAUCGCUAAUAGAAGCGAUAAUGAUCCAGAUCGCGGAAAAUGUGACUUUAUUCCGUUCUACAAAAGCCUCUACACAUUACUUGGGUACCUACUCAAAGUGGUUUAGACCCUGCAGCCGUUUCUCCAAAAAACUUGUUGAAGUUCUGGAAUCCUACAAAACCAUCCAACGAAAUAUCACUUAUCUUGAACUUUACUUUCUAUUAAAUAAAAUAUAAUCAACCAUA